Molecule: messenger RNA, 2343 nt
Organism: Rotaria socialis
Lineage: Eukaryota; Metazoa; Rotifera; Eurotatoria; Philodinida; Philodinidae
Source: the annotation of a GenBank genome assembly
AUGUCGGUUCAGGAACAACCUGUUUGUAAUAAUAUUCCUGGGCAAUCACCGCCGUCAUCUAUUGUGAUACAUCGAGGCAGUGAAAAGUACGAUCCAUUUGUUAAUGAUGAUGAUGAUGAUGAUGAUGAUGAUGAUGAAAAUGAUAGUGAACAGUUGAAAAGUGCAAAAAAUCAAAAGCAAGAAUCCAUUCGGAUCAACAAUGGAAAUUCAAUACACCCUGUGAUUAAUAAUACAAAUGGAUCGUCGAGUUCUGAUAAAUCUUCAUCAUUACAAACGAGUGAACAACAAGAAUCACGAAGUAAAAGCCCUGUAGAGCAUCAUAACAAUCAUAGAUCAAAAUCACCUUCUCGUCACAAUCCUUCUGAUCGAAAACGUCUUCGUCCUUCAUCGCCAAAUUCAUCUACGAUAGCAACAGUGACCAGUAACGAUUCAUCAUCAAAUUCUGAUACAAUCUCAGCAUCAAAAUAUAAAAAACUCUACCGAGAUGACGAUCGAAAAACAUUGUCAAAACAUUAUAAACCUCGAUCGUCUUCAUCGUCACCUUCGCAGUCGAACAAUCAUAAUAAAAAAAUAUUUGAUUGGAAAGAUGAUAGAUCUUCAAAUUCAUCGUAUAAUAAAUCGUUACAUCGCUCAGAAAAACGAGAUGAACAUCAUUCUAAUCGGCAACGUAAUUAUCAUUCUUAUCUAUCAUCAAAAUAUUCGUCGUCAUCACAUAAUGAACGUCGAGCAACAACAGAUUCUAGUCCACCUCGCCUUCCUUCAAAAAUAUUAAUACCGGAUGGAAAUUCAUCUCUUCCAAGUACGGAAUCAACUAGAAAUACAACAUCAACAGAAGAUCGCAAUCGAAUAUAUAAUCGUUUGAAGAACAUGAACGAUACAAAUACGCCUGUUAGUCCUAUCAACAAUUCAAAAAAAAUUUCAUCAACAGGAUCACCAUUUAUGAAUUCAAACGGUGGAUCUCAACAUUCACGUAGUAAUUUAAUUGAAAUAGUCACUACAGAAGCUGCAUCUGGAUCAACUCAAGUCCCUCCAACACGAUUAUCAUUACCUCAAGUUAAAUCUGAUGCAAUCAAACCAUUACCUGCUCCUCCUAUUCCUACGAAUAUUGAAUCUAAAACAAAUACAACCGAUUCUAUUCAAUCAACAAAAAUCAAUGGUAAUACGGCAGAUGAUAUGCUCAUGGAAGAAAUGCUACUCGAAGAAGAACAAGAACAAAGUCCAGUCAAAUCUAUUGAUAUCGAUAGUUUAACCAUACCUGAAACAUCAAAUAAAAAACCUGAUAAUAUCGAAGAACCAAUAAAAGUCAUAGAAACAACAGUCACAACAGCAAGCAUUCUCACGGCAACUGUAACCUCUAUUUCUUCUCUAACACCAUCACCAACAAAAAAACCAUAUACAUUGUACAAAGUUCCACAUACAAACCAUAUGACACCGCCAUUAUCAUCUCGACAUAAAAAGCAAACUAAAAAAGAAUCAACCAAUAUCCAAUCUGAGCCAACAAUAGCAACACCGAAUAAACCUACAAUUGAAGAUAAUGCUUUACGAACAUCUCUCGAUGAACGUAUUUCCACUCUAUUAGGAGUAACAAAUAAACCCACCAAUUCAUCUAUAGAACAGCAACCAGAUAUACGAACAAAUCAAACAACAAGAACAUCAACACCCAGUGAUAAAAGUACUGAAAGUCCACAAGAUAUCCCAUCGUUGAUUUCAAAUUUAAUCAAAAAAAGUUCAGAUCACACAUCUGUAACAAAAAAACUUACUGCAAAUGAUGAUCGCCGUUCAACACCGUCAAAACAUUAUACAACUGAAUGGCUUGCUUCACAAAAACCCGAAGAAGCGCCAACAGAAGAAAUAAUUGUUCUUCCGUCUCUUGUUACAUUGCCAACACUUGUCUCAAGUCAACCAUCUGUUUCUAAUACGAAAUCAUCAAGUACAAAUUCAGGUGAAGCAGCUAUGCUUGGUAAACUAACAGAAGCUAUGAGUAAAUUAAUUCAAAAACAAGGCGAUACGAAUCCACCACCAUCAACAACAGCAACCGAAGCAGAUGAUGCAGUUCCUAUAUCAGCUAAACAUCUUGAAAGACUCGAACGAAGAAAACAACGUGAAAAACGUCAAAGUGAAAUAGCUGCAAUUGCUAAAGAAGCUUUAAAACCUGCAUUUAAAAAACACGACAUUUCUAAAGAUGAAUACAAAGAAAUUAUGAAGAAAGUCGUCACUAAAGCUACGCAUGCUAAUGAAGUUGAUCGUAAAAGAAUUGGUAAAAUGAUCGAUGCCUAUAUAGAAAAAUAUCGAACAAUUCGUCAACAUAAUACCACAAAAACUUCGAAUGGAAAUCCUUCAUAA